CGAAAAGUUUCCCACCGCCCCCGCCCCGCGCCGCCGCCCGCUCUCGCGCAGAGCCCGCGCUGCGGAGCCGGGAGCUCGCGCCGGACCCGAGGCCCGAAGCCCGGCCGGCGGCCGGCCCCGCGGCGGCGCCCGCGCCCCCCUCCUCCCGCGGGAGCCGCUCCGCGUCCGCCCUCGCGGGGACCGAAGCCCGCGGGGUCCGCGGCCGCGCCGAGGGAAGGCGAGGAAGCGCGUCCGGCCCGCCUCGACCGCGCCGCCCCGAGACGCUGCCCGGCCGAGAGAAUGUUGGCUCAAUUAAGAAACAUCAGGGAGACAAAUUCAACCUAGUGUUUCUGAAAAUGACUACAAAACGAAGUUUGUUUGUGCGGUUGGUCCCAUGCCGUUGUCUACGAGGGGAAGAGGAGACUAUCACUACUCUUGAUUACUCUCAUUGCAGUUUGGAGCAAGUUCCCAAAGAGAUUUUUACUUUUGAAAAAACAUUAGAGGAGCUCUAUUUAGAUGCUAAUCAGAUUGAAGAACUUCCAAAGCAACUUUUUAACUGUCAGUCUCUACACAAACUGAGUUUGGCAGAUAAUGAUUUAACAGCGUUACCAGCAUCUAUUGCAAAUCUCAUUAAUCUCAGGGAACUGGAUGUCAGCAAGAAUGGAAUACCAGAGUUUCCAGAAAAUAUAAAAAAUUGUAAGGUUUUGACAGUUGUGGAGGCCAGUGUCAACCCUAUUUCUAAGCUUCCUGAUGGAUUUUCACAGCUGUUAAAUCUAACCCAGUUAUAUCUGAAUGAUGCUUUCCUUGAGUUCUUGCCAGCUAAUUUUGGCAGGUUAACUAAACUCCAGAUAUUAGAACUUAGAGAAAACCAGUUGAAAAUGUUGCCAAAAACCAUGAAUAGACUGACCCAGCUGGAAAGACUGGAUUUGGGAAGUAAUGAAUUCACAGAAGUGCCUGAAGUACUUGAACAACUAAGUGGAUUGAAAGAAUUUUGGAUGGAUGGUAAUAGACUGACUUUUAUUCCGGGGUUUAUCGGUAGUUUGAAACAACUCACCUAUUUGGAUGUUUCUAAAAAUAAUAUUGAAAUGAUUGAAGAAGGAAUUUCAGCAUGUGAAAGUCUUCAAGAUCUCCUCUUGUCAAGCAAUUCUCUUCAGCAGUUGCCUGAGACUAUUGGUUCAUUGAAAAAUAUAACAACUCUAAAAAUAGAUGAAAAUCAACUAAUGUAUCUACCUGAUUCUAUAGGAGGGCUAGUAUCAGUAGAAGAACUGGAUUGUAGCGUCAAUGAAAUUGAAGCUUUGCCUUCAUCAAUUGGACAGCUUACUAAUAUAAGAACCUUUGCUGCAGAUCAUAAUUACUUACAGCAGUUACCCCCAGAGAUUGGAAAUUGGAAAAAUAUAACUGUGUUAUUUCUCCAUUCUAAUAAACUUGAGACACUUCCAGAGGAAAUGGGUGAUAUGCAAAAACUAAAAGUCAUUAAUUUAAGUGACAAUAGGUUAAAGAAUUUGCCCUUUAGUUUUACAAAACUACAGCAAUUGACUGCUAUGUGGCUCUCAGAUAAUCAGUCUAAACCCCUGAUACCUCUUCAAAAAGAGACUGAUUCAGAGACCCAGAAAAUGGUGCUUACUAACUACAUGUUCCCUCAGCAGCCAAGGACUGAAGAUGUUAUGUUCAUAUCAGAUAAUGAAAGUUUCAAUCCUUCGUUGUGGGAGGAGCAGAGGAAACAGCGUGCUCAAGUAGCAUUUGAAUGUGAUGAAGACAAAGAUGAAAGGGAGGCACCUCCCAGGGAAGGAAAUUUAAAGAGAUAUCCAACACCAUACCCAGAUGAGCUUAAAAAUAUGGUCAAAACUGUUCAAACCAUUGUACAUAGAUUAAAAGAUGAAGAAACUAAUGAAGAUUCUGGCAAAGAUUUGAAACCACAUGAAGAUCAGCAAGUUAUAAAUAAUGAUGUGGGCAUAAAGACUUCAGAAAAUACUGCUACAGUAAGAAACAAACCUGAUGAAAGAGAAAAGUAUCUGAUAGCAAACUCUGUGCAGAAAACCAGGGAGCCUGAAGCUGAGAUCGGUCCUGGUAAACUCCCAGUGACUACAAAUAUGAAAGCCUCUGAGAACUCAAAGCAUGCUGUUAAUCAUCCUGAUGUGUUUGAGGAAUCUGAAGAACUUUCUUCUGAUGAAGAAAUGAAAAUGGCAGAGAUGCGACCGCCAUUAAUUGAAACCUCUAUUAACCAGCCAAAAGUGGUAGCACUUAGUAAUAACAAAAAAGAUGAUAUAAAAGAUUCUGAUUCUUUAUCAGAUGAAGUAACACACAAUAGCAACCAAAAUAACAGCAACUGUUCUUCUCCAUCUCGGAUGUCUGAUUCAGUUUCUCUGAAUACUGAUAGUAGUCAAGAUACCUCACUCUGCUCUCCAGUGAAACAAACUCAUAUUGGUAUUAAUUCCAAAAUCAGGCAAGAAGAUGAAAAUUUCAACAGUCUUUUACAAAAUGGAGAUAUUUUAAACCAUUCAACAGAGGAGAAGUUUAAGGUUCAUGACAAAAAGGAUUUUAAGUUAAGAGAAUAUGAUUUGAAUAUUGAAGAACGAUUAGUUCUUCUUGAGAAGAGUGUUGAUUCAACAGCCACAACUAAUGAAUCUCACAAAUUGGACCAUAUUAAUAUGAAUCUUAAUAAACUUGUAAUUAAUGAUACUUUCCAACCAGAGAUAGUCGAAAGAUCAAAGACACAGGAUGCAAUGCUUGGAACAGGCUUUUUAAACAUAAGUGCUAAAGGAGAAACGGAACGCUUGGAAAAUGGUAAUGAAUAUCCUAACCUGGAAUGUGUGAAUAAGAUUAAUGGACAUUCAGAAACUUCACAGCAUCCCAGGAGGACUGAACCACAUGACACUGAUUCUUCUGUUGAAGUGGGUAUUUCCAAAAGCACUGAAGAUCUCUCCCCACAAAGAGGUGGAACAAUUAUAUCUGUUGUGAAAUCACAUAGCAUAACUAAUAUGGAGACUGGAGGACUAAAAAUCUAUGACAUUCUUAGUGAUAAUGGACCUCAGCCAUCAAGUGCCACAGUUAAAGUAACAUCUAAUAUUGAUGGAAAAAAUAUAGUCAGGAGCAAGUCCGCUACACUCUUGUAUGAUCAACCAUUGCAAGUAUUUACUGGUUCUUCUUCAUCUUCUGAUUUAUUAUCAGGUACAAAGGCAGUUUUCAAGUUUGAUUCAAAUCAUAAUCCUGAGGAACCAAAUAUACUAAGAGGCUCCACAACAAGUGGCCCACAGUCCAUACCUCAAAUAUAUGGUCCUCCGCAAUAUAACAUCCAGUACAGUAGCAGUGCAACAGUCAAGGACAAUUUGUGGCACUCCAAACAAAAUCCCCAAGUGGAUGUUGGUUUUCCUCAGCAUCUUCCUAGGUCAGAAAGCACUGAAAAUCAUAGUUAUGCUAAGUUUUCUGCCAACAUGAAUUUCUCUAACCAUAAUAAUGUUCGAGCUAAUCCUGGCUAUCAUUUACAUCAGAGAAUUGGCCCAGGAAGACAUGGGGAAAUGUGGGCCGUGUCACCAAAUGAUCGACUUGUUCCUGGAGCAACUCGAGCUACGAUUCAGCGACAAAGUAGUGUGUCAUCUACAGCCUCUGUAAAUCUUUGUGAGCCAGGUUCCACACGGAGGGCCCAAAUUCCUGAAGGGGAGUAUUUAUCAUACAGAGAGCUGCAUUCAGCGGGAAAAACUACUCCAAUGAUGUCAGGAUCACAGAGACCUCUCUCUGCACGCACAUAUAGCAUUGAUGGCCCAAAUGCGUCAAGGCCUCAGAGUGCUCGACCCUCUGUGAAUGAAAUACCAGAGAGAACUAUGUCAGUUAGUGAUUUUAAUUAUUCACGGACUAGUCCUUCAAAAAGACCAAAUGCAAGGGUUGGUUCUGAGCAUUCUUUAUUAGAUCCUCAAGGAAAAAGUAAAGUUCCUCAUGAUUGGCGAGAACAAGUACUACGACACAUUGAAGCCAAAAAGUUAGAAAAGAGCAUGCUGUCAAGGUCCUUUAAUUCCAAUUUUACUGCUGUAAGCAGCUUUCACUAUGGCAGCUCUAGGGAUCUGCAUGGCAGCCAAGGUAGUCUUGCCUUGAGUGUUGCAGACGGAAGAGGUUCUGGUGGGCACAUUUUCCGACAUCCUCAGACAUCCUGUCCAGGCGAUCCUUGUCAAGAUGAUGUGUUCAUUUCAGGACAGAACUACUCAGCAGCUACACUUAGUCACAGAGAUGUGUCUCCAGACAGCUUGAUGAAAAUUCCUUUGAGUAAUGGACAGAUGGGCCAACCUCUCAGGCCUCAGGCAAAUUAUAGUCAAAUACAUCACCCCCUUCCUCAGGCAUCUGUGGCAAGGCAUCCCUCUAGAGAGCAAUUAAUUGAUUACUUGAUGCUGAAAGUGGCCCACCAGCCUCCAUAUACACAGCCCCAUUGUUCUUCUAGACAAGGCCAUGAACUGGCAAGGCAUGAGAUUUGUGUAAGGAUUGAAAAAGAUCCAGAACUUGGAUUUAGCAUAUCAGGAGGUGUUGGGGGUAGAGGAAACCCAUUCCGACCUGAAGACGAUGGUAUAUUUGUAACAAGGGUACAACCUGAAGGACCAGCAUCAAAAUUGCUGCAGCCUGGUGAUAAAAUUAUUCAGGCAAAUGGCUACAGUUUCAUUAAUAUUGAACAUGGACAAGCAGUAUCCUUGCUAAAAACUUUCCAGAACACAGUUGAACUCAUCAUUGUACGAGAAGUUUCUUCAUAAGCGCUAUGGAUUGCAAAAGGGGAAGACAGCAAGAUUCAUUGGAAUAGACUUGCAGGGGAAAUUAAUAUUUUGACUAUUUUUAUAUAUAAAGAACUCAAAUUAUGUACAAAUUUGUACAUUAAUGAAUUAAGGAACUUGUGGUUAGAGGGAAAGAACCACUGUAUAGUAUAUAGGGGAGACUGUUGAAUUCAUACCGUUUAAAUUUCUUGUUGGGUUUUUAAACAACAAUCAAGGAUACAAAAGCAAACAUGUGUUUUUGUAUAGAGUGUAGGUUUAUUUUUGGAUUUCAUACACAUGACUCUGCAAGGCUCUAGUUAGCCUUCAUUGUAGUCCAGAGACAAAUGGCAGAGCUCUCUGUCUCAUAGCUUAUAUGUUCUUAUUUUUAUUCAACUGGUAUUAAUGUUUUUUUGUUGAAACAUUUUUUUUUAAAUGUGGGCAAGAGAUUUGAAGUGUUGGUUUUUGCUAUGUGCAUAUUGAAUUGAAGAGUGAGUAGGUGAAGGUGGUGCUGGUGGAUUCACUUUCCAAGGCCAGAUUAAAACAGUUAAUUCCUAUAAAAAUCUGGAAGCAAAGAAUGAAUAAAAAACUGUUCCUGUGUUUUUUAAAUAGAAUAAUGCAAUAAAAAUGUAAUGUCUUUGUAAAGAAAUUUUAAAAAGACAAUAAUUGCAUUUUAUGAACUACAGGAUUUGUUGUCAUCAUCAUUGACAGUACAUUUGCUACUGGUGGUUUCAGUUUUUAAUUUUUCAUAACAAAAUUUUUAACUCUACUAUAGAUGCUUGUCCAUGCAUUUUUGUGCUAUGGAAAUCCCCUGAUCUUUUUGCAAAUGGCAGUACUUAAAAUCUGUUUUAUGAUUAGUACUCCAUUUUAAUCAUGUUAUAAAUUUUAUUUUAAGCAGCAAAUGAUACUAAAAUGGCCAAUUUUAAUGAUUAUGCUGUUGUACCAUAAAAUACAAGAUUAGGAAAACUGCUUGAUUUUUAUUUGGCCUCACAUUGCCUUGGCAAAGUAAAAGGAAAUAAUACGCGUGGAGCUAGGAAACCAAAGCGAGUUUAUGAAGCUGGCCCAGUGAUAGAGAGUUGCUGCGGAGAGCUGGCGAGCAAAGGGGUAGGUCCGCAAGGCCUACCAGCGUGUAGUGAUGUUUAAAUAAAGGGCUGUUCCUACAAGUGACAUUAAUGUGAAUUCAGCGCUUCAGAGUCUUUAAAGGGUUUCUAAGUGUAUUUGUAUAAUAGUGUUUUACCACCAACUGCCUUUGUUCUUCGUUAGUGUAACAAAUACUUGAUAGUUGAUUAAUUUUGUUUACCCAAGCAAUUUUACUUGUGUUCUCUCUGUGUAAUCAAAUAAAAAUUGAAUAACAUGCAAUGAUAGGAAUUAAUGCAUGGUAUUUGGACCAGAUUAAAGUGCCAUAGAAGACCAAUAACUGUUUUUAGUCAAGGCUGGUUUGGAGCCUUUCGUUAGAGCAAUAUCAGUUACUGCAAUUUAUUUUUAAUUACUAAGAUAUAUAGUUUUGAGAUUUUUAAUCUGUUAUGAUCGUUCUUCAGUCUGAUUUUGAUCAGGACUUUUAUAGGACUAGCAAAAACAGCAAUCUACAUUUUGCAAAUGAAUCAAAGUUGUCCUUUCUUGCUAGACAGAGUAAGUAGGCAGUACUUUUAAAACUACGUGAACUCAAAUAUUGCCCUUCUUUUAAGAUGUCACCAAUUGGUCGUACUGUAUAGUUUUAAUAAUGAUUGAAACCCUUUAACAACUCUUUGUAAAUUUUAACUCAUUUUAGUUGAUUUUCAGUAAUAUUUACAUAGGAAUUGAUUUUUAUGAAUAUAGUAGAAAAUGUGCUGUAUUUUGAUAAAAUUCAUUUAUUGUAUGUGUGUUGUAAUCUCUUUAAAAAAGAAUGACAAACAGCUUCUUUCAGACAAGCCUCGGUGUUCACUUUGUUCAGUUUAUUUUAAAAUACUAAUAACAUUAUUGGUUUCCAUCAACCUUCACAAUCGAGUUUUGCCUUUAUAAGGGAUACAUAAAAUAAUUAUAAUUAUGAUGUUUUUCAAGUACUUUACCUUGAAUCAGAUACAUAUUUUGAAUCAGAUCACAGACUAUAGUUUUGGAAAUGGAUGUAAGCCACGAAAACAGUUGAUUAUCAGCAAUCAAUCUUUAAUUUCAUUGUCUGCAUAUUAUAUUGAAAUAUUAGUAGUGUGCUAACGCUGUAGCUCAGUAGUAGAGCACUUGCCUUGAUGUGCACCUGGUGUUAAUUGCUAAGAUUUUAUUCUGCCCUAAUUUUUUAAAAUCAAUGAUUAAAUUUUAACAUUCUUCUAACUAAAAAUCUAAUAAUAGCUAAAAAUUUUUGAACUUAAAUAGCAAAAGAUUUAUAAUGCUGGUUCUUCAAAAUUUGAAAAGUAAAUCUGAGGAAAUGAAGAAAUCAUUUAUAGCUAUAGGCUAUACCCAUAACUGACUAUUUUAAUAAGUAUCAUGUAUCAAAACAUCAAUACCAAAACUGCCUCUUGUCUUAACAGAAAUUUGAUGAUCCUAAAUUUUUAAGUCUUAAUUAAAAUUAUUAUUAAAAUUAUAUGUUCAGAAUAAUUUACUCAGCUUGGAAUUGGGGAUCAUAAUUUCAUCUAACUACAAAAUUCUAAAAUUCCCUACAUAUUUAUUUUGUACAUAUUUUUUUCAACCUUUUGGGCCUAAAGGUGUGUAUAUUCUUAAAUUCUUUUAAGCACUUAUGUUACUGUAAGGAGAACUACAUUUUAAAUAUUAAUUUACAGUACUUAAAAAUCCCAUUAGCAGCUGUGUACUGUUUUAUCAGUGAGCAUUUAUAAACAUUCUAUUUUUUUAAUAUAUCUAGACUAUUUGAAGUAACAGUAAAUAGGUAAUAAAUACUGUUGUAUAAAGUUGUGUGAUUUAUUUUAUGAAGUUUAGAGUGUAAUGCUGUCAUAAAAAGAAAUAUACUGUUAUUUUCUUUGAUCAUUCAAGCCCUUAUCUUUCUGGGUUUGGAGGACAUGUAGUUUACUACCUCAAAUUAAUGCUUAUACUUCUACAGAGACCAUUGAGAUGAAAAAAUGUCUUUCGAUCAAAUGAUUAGUCAGGCUACUUGGAAAUUUUUUUUUCCAUUCUCUGUUGAAACUUUUAUUAGGUUAUUUUUCUGUUUCAACAUUUGAUGAAUUUUUUAUGACACAUUGAAGUACAAAUUAAGACUUACGAUUUGUCAGAACAUUAACAUACAAAUUGGUGUACAUCAAACAAGGUAACAUUUUCCUCUUUAUUCUUUGGAUUGCAAAAGUAAUUUAGGUUAUUGAAGCAACUGGCUAAAACCUUUAGGUAUUACAUAAGAGCAUUCCAAAAGAUUAACCAUAUUAUAGUUAAAGUUGUUAUUCAUUGACAUUUGCAGAACAUUUAAACCCGACUGAGGGGCUGGAACUAUAGCACAGCAAAUAGGACGUUUGCCUUGCUCGUGGCCAACUUGGGUUCGAUCCCCGGCACCCCAUGUGGUCCCCCGAGCACUGCCAGGAGUAAUUCCUGAGUGCAGAGCCAGGAGCAACCCCUGAGCAUCACCCCGAAGCAAGCAAGCAGUAAAUAAAUAAGUAAAUAAAUAAAUAAACCCAACUUAUAGUAAAUGUUGUCAUUCACAAUUUUAGGAAACUUUUGAGGACUUGGAAAUUCGCGUAAUGAAAGCAAUUUGUUAAAUGUAUCGUCUACCAAAAUGUACAGUCUGAAUAUCCAGAUGCAUGAGAAGCCAAUUCUAAACUGAGGACACUUGGGGCCCAGGAAAAUGCGGGUGCAUUAGUUUGAUCCCAGAAAUUCAGUGCCACCCCCCACACAUAUGCGCGCGUGCGCGCACACACACACACACACAUAUACACACACACAAGCACUGGUAGAGGUGGCCCAAACAACAAAAAAUAAACUAAGGAAGCCUAUCUAGGGAAAACAUGUCAGUAAAAUCUGCUCUUCUUAUAUUCCAUAGAAUGAUUACUCAUGAAUCUUUGUGUAAGGUUAUCAGUAAAGAAACUGAAGAAAAGGUAUCCAGUUAAAAUUUCCUUUUCAAAUAUAAUAACUAGGGCUAGAUGUCUUCCAUGAAAUUCUUUGUGCUAAUUCUUGUUCACAGUCAACUUAUAUUUAAUUCAAUUUAAUGAUUAAAUGUGAAAAGCUCAUAUAACUGGGAAAGGAAGAAGUUCAAACUGGAAAGUGAUGUGCCUCCCUCCACUCCUUCAUGAUUCAAUAAAGCUGCUUAAAUUUUGCUUGCAA
Molecule: messenger RNA, 8930 nt
Organism: Sorex fumeus (smoky shrew)
Lineage: Eukaryota; Metazoa; Chordata; Mammalia; Eulipotyphla; Soricidae
Gene: ERBIN
Product: erbb2 interacting protein
Exons: 27
Coding region: 336-4709 (1457 amino acids)
Biological process (GO): neurotransmitter receptor transport postsynaptic membrane to endosome; neurotransmitter receptor transport, endosome to postsynaptic membrane
Cellular component (GO): adherens junction; postsynaptic membrane; postsynaptic density
Molecular function (GO): protein binding
Source: RefSeq, a predicted model, not a curated record